Messenger RNA from Coniosporium apollinis CBS 100218, 1143 nucleotides. RefSeq lists its product as uncharacterized. The transcript has a single exon. NCBI's taxonomy places the organism in Eukaryota, Fungi, Ascomycota, Dothideomycetes. The record is from RefSeq and is a predicted model, not a curated record. Bases 1 to 1143 code for a protein of 380 amino acids.
AUGAUCCAGCGCUCCGGGGCCGACGAAUUUUCCUCCGCCGACAUGUCCCCAGCUCGUGGCUCUCCCUUCAUCUGCGCAGCAGACCUGGCCGUAGCGACCAUGUGGGUAUCGUACGGCCUCUUCAACGGCCUGACAUUUUCCAAAUCCGCCAAGGUCUUCGCGCACGCAUGCCACAUGUCCGCCGCAAAAGAGCAAAGAGGUCUUCUUAUAAACUUUCCAGUCCCCAACGGCCCAAAGCUCCUCAUCCACGCCUUCUUUUUCGUCCUUACGCUCUUCUCAGCCAUGAAGAUCUUCGCCAUGAAAGGCGUGCCGUGGUCCCAGGUCUGGGCGGUGUUCUACUUCUCAGCAUACGUCGUCUCUUCCACUCUCCACUGGUUCGGCAACGGACCAGCCCUGGCAGAAUUCGACAAGGAACCAUGGCUCAAGCCCGACGGCGACGCCAUGAAGAGGUUGUUUGACAUUGCCGACGUCAUCUACUGUCUAGCGUACACGCUGCAAUUCUGUUGUUGGGUUGGCACCUUUACCAAGGUCCUUCAGCUGCCACAGUUUGCCACAAACCCAGCCCUCACAAACACGAUCUUGACCUCGCUCAUCGCCUUUUCCUUAACGGCCUCUGUCUUCGCCCCCGAGCACAUCCUGUAUCAGUUCUGGAGCCUCAGGAGAUGGAGGCGCAGAGAGUGGCAGUUCUUAGGCCAAUCGGCUUUCAUCAUCUUCCUCAUAAUGGGCGCUCCGAUUCCUGCCUUCAUCGCCCAGCGGUACGACGUGAGCCUGGUAGUGUUCGAUAAAAGAGCGCUGGAAAGCACCUGGACGUUUGUUUCUCGCCCGCUCGGAAGCCUCGCAAUCGCCGUUGCCGGAGUCUUCCUCGUCGCCUUCUUUGAUGCGACCGUUGCAUGGAUCUGUCGGCGCGUCUGGCCGCCCGACGACGUAAAAGCUUCAGAGGAGGAUUUGGAAUUUCAGUGGCAGAACGAUGGUGUAUUGGCGGACCGACUUAAUCCGCUGCUGUCAACGGCGCCCAGGAAGUGGAGGGAGAUCCUCUCAACGGCGUUUGGGUUGAUUAAUCUUACAUUUGCCGCAUUGUAUUAUGUUUUUGUUUUUGAUGGGACGGCGACUUAUAAACCUUCAUGGCUUGAGAAACUACCCUAG